AUGUUUCUGUCUUUGUACAUAGCCUUCUGUGUUGUUUGCAGUUCUUUUCUAUGUAUUUUUGAGGAAGUCCAUAUUCUCAUCUAUGUUAAUCUUAAUAUUCACAUUGCUCGUUGUACUUUUUUUUUUUUUUUUCAAAUAAUCUCUGAAAACUUGGAAAGUUCUGCUUAUAUUUCACUUCCUAGACAUUCUUCUUCUUCGAUCCUUCU
This is a messenger RNA of Candidula unifasciata, 206 nucleotides long. The record is from the annotation of a GenBank genome assembly. Lineage: Eukaryota; Metazoa; Mollusca; Gastropoda; Stylommatophora; Geomitridae.